AUGAUGGUACGCCAUGUUUUUGCAGAAGUGUUUGUGGCCUCUGUCCAUGAUGCUCUUGCCCGGUCUCAGGGCAUUGGCGGAGAUAAGGACGUGGUGAAUGAUCUUAAGCUUUCCCGCGUCACCAAAGAUAUUGCCACGCCGUCAUUGUCAUCAUCAGCCGUAGUGCCACUGCCGUAUCCCCUCGGCAGGAGCACCCUGCAGGUUACCGGCAUGCAUGUUUCUCUACAAGAGAUGGAGAAAGGGGAGGGUCAAGGGACUGACACGGGUGACUUUGUUGUGUUGCUUCGUGCGCAUGUUAAAGGGAUGCUCGACAUCGACGCGCGCGUUUUUACGGUGGCGGCGAUGAAGUUCUGUGGCAACAACGGCACAGAGAGGGCCAGUUUGGACAAACGAGGUGCUAUCGAGGACCGCCGUUAUGCGGCGGGAAAGACAGCGGUCUUAUCCGCACCAAAGACGUUGUCGGGGAAGUUACACCAGUUGCCACGCACCGGCUUUGCCCAACUUGACCUCCGUCUGCAGAUGGAGGGGGUGAGUUUCUCCGUGCAGGUGCUCCCGGCGGGGCCGAGGUAUUCACGAUCGUCGACCUCCGUCAAUUCGUCGUCGUCAUUCAGAAACGGCAGCAGCGGAGGUGGCGGCUCUUUGAGGGUGAGGGUCGUGGGUGUGGUGUCACCGCUGCUGCUGUCAUGA
Messenger RNA from Trypanosoma cruzi, 687 nucleotides. RefSeq lists its product as uncharacterized. Bases 1 to 687 code for a protein of 228 amino acids. NCBI's taxonomy places the organism in Eukaryota, Euglenozoa, Kinetoplastea, Trypanosomatida, Trypanosomatidae. The record is from RefSeq and is a predicted model, not a curated record. The transcript has a single exon.